AUGUGGCCGGAACCGCUGCUCCCCGUGCGCAGCCCGUCCGUGGGCGGAGGCCCCUUUGGCGCGGCCGUUGCGGGGAGGAGGGCCGCGGGGGCGUUGGCAGCAGCCCAGCAGGAGGCCAGGCGGGGGGGCGAGGGGUCGGUGGGGGGGCCCGGGGGCCGGCGGAGCGGGAUCCAGCCAGGGAAGCGGGUCCAGCGGAAGGCGGCGCGCGAGCUCGUGCGGAUCGGCGCGCCCGUGUUCGUGGCCCAGUUCUUGGGGUUCCUGAUCAGUGUGGUGAGCUCCAUUUUCUGCGGCCACCUGGGCAAAGCCGAACUGGACGCCGUCACCCUGGCCGUGUCGGUUAUCAACGUGAUCGGCAUCUCCGUCGGCUCCGGCCUGGCAUCCGUGUGCGACACCCUCAUGUCUCAGACAUACGGAAGUAAGAACGUGAAGCGGGUCGGGACCAUCCUGCAGCGAGGCGUCGUCAUCUUGCUCCUCUUCUGCUUCCCGUGCUGGGCCGUCUUCAUCAACACGGAGCGGAUCCUGCUGCUUUGCAAGCAGGACCCCGAGGUCUCCAGAUUAACCCAAGUUUAUGUAAUGAUAUUCAUUCCCGCUCUCCCGGCUGUCUUUAUCUACCAGUUACAGAUCCGAUAUCUGCAGACUCAGGUCAUCCUGCUUCCCCAGGUCGUGACCGGCGUGGUGGCCAACGUCCUGAACGUGGGGAUGAACGCCGUCUUCCUGCACUUGUUGGAGCUGGGUGUGGUUGGAUCUGCCUGGGCCAACACGCUGUCCCAGAACCUGCAGGCCAUCCUGCUCUUCCUUUAUGUGUGGUGUAAGAAGAUCCACAAGGAGACCUGGGGAGGCUGGACCCUGGAGUGCCUCCAGGAGUGGGGCUCCUUCAUCCGCCUGGCCCUUCCCAGCAUGCUGAUGAUCUGCAUCGAGUGGUGGACCUUCGAGAUCGGGGGCUUCAUGGCAGGCAUGGUUAGCGUGGUGGAGCUGGGAGCUCAGUCCAUCAUAUACGAACUGGCGACCAUUGCUUAUCUGCUGCCGCAGGGCAUGAGCGUGGCCUGCAGCGUCCGCAUCGGCAACGCCUUGGGAGCCGGAGACGCGGAGCAAGCCAGGAAGUCCUGCGUGACGGGCCUGCUCUGCACAGGCGCCUUCGCUGUGGUGUUUGCCGGCCUCCUGGGAGCCAUGAGGAACGUGGUGGCGUACAUCUUCACCAGCGACAGGGAGAUCGUUGCCUUGGUCGCCAAAGUGAUGCUCAUCUUCGCCCCCUUCCACCUCUUCGAUGCCAUCGCGGCAACCUGUGGCGGCGUGCUGAGAGGAGCCGGGAAGCAGAAGAUCGGCGCCAUCGCCAAUGCCGUCGGCUACUACGUCAUCGGCCUGCCCAUUGGGAUCUCACUGAUGUUUCAGUUCAAGCUUGGCGUGAUGGGCCUCUGGAGCGGUUUGAUAGUUUGCAUCUCCCUUCAAGCCGUCUCUUUCUUGGUCUUUGUCUUGCGUGCAGACUGGAAGAAGGCUGCUGAAGAGGCGCAGAUCCGUGCUGGUCUCACGAGCAGGCUUCCCGCUCCCGGAGCCGAGGAGGAUGCUGCCAACAAGCCCGUGCCAUUAGCCUAUCUCACCAUGGAGACGGAUGCCCUCAACGGCGGCCCGUUCGUGGCCCAAGGGCUGGAGCAGCAGCUGGUCGCCCCCGAAGAGCCCCCGCCCUUCGCCGUCGCCCCGGGCACAGUCUUGUCCGGGAGGGAGCUGGCCUGGCGCCGUGGGCUCGCCCUGGCCCUGGCCGUCGCCUCCCUGGCCGCCGGCGUCCUGAUCCGCCUCCUCCUGCAGAAGGGAUAGCCGGCCGAGAGGGGCAGCCCCGGAAGAGGACAGGCGAGGCCGCCGGGACGGGACGGGUGCCCCGACGGCUCUCCGCCCUCCGUGGAGGACCGCUCUCCCGCCCAGAGCUGAGCCGCGGGGCUCCUGGCGCCUGAAGACGGCUGGUUCCCCAUGCGGCCUUGCCCCGGUGCCACGGCACAACCCUUCGGCCGGAGGGGGGCUCAGGGAUGAGCAUGGAACCAGCCUCGCCACCUGGCCAUAAAGCAGGCACUGCCUGCAUCUUGGGGUCAUCUCGCGCUUGGCCUUCCCAAAUUCCUGGACGCUUCCUCGGUGGGGGCAGACGGCUUCCGCCAAAGCCCGUCUGCCUCAGUUUGCUUAAUCCGGGGGUGCAGGUGCUCCCAUCCGUGGGGGGGGGGCCAGUCUGGCCCAAGCAGCACCUUGGGAUUCCUCCGGGGGGCACGGCACAGCCUGCCUCCCAGCCUCCGGAUUAUUUGUAAUAUUCCCCAGCGGGGUGUGGAGGUGCCACUGCCGGAACUGAACGCAGCCGCCCAGCCCCCGUUUGGCGUGAGCCGCUCUUCCUCCACACCCCAUUUCCACCCUUCUGUCUUUUGCUACGGUUUGGGUUUUUUAAACAAAUGAAACGUUUUCUGCUUUAUUUUAA
Varanus komodoensis (Komodo dragon) is the source of this 2449-nucleotide messenger RNA. Its product is annotated as multidrug and toxin extrusion protein 2-like. The coding region runs from base 1 to 1809 and encodes 602 amino acids. NCBI's taxonomy places the organism in Eukaryota, Metazoa, Chordata, Lepidosauria, Squamata, Varanidae. Gene Ontology annotation, molecular function: antiporter activity; xenobiotic transmembrane transporter activity. Gene Ontology annotation, biological process: xenobiotic detoxification by transmembrane export across the plasma membrane. Gene Ontology annotation, cellular component: membrane. The transcript is spliced from 18 exons. The record is from RefSeq and is a predicted model, not a curated record.